Messenger RNA from Heteronotia binoei (common prickly gecko), 4095 nucleotides. It is a transcript of the gene HMGXB4, whose product is annotated as HMG-box containing 4. Bases 87 to 2225 code for a protein of 712 amino acids. NCBI's taxonomy places the organism in Eukaryota, Metazoa, Chordata, Lepidosauria, Squamata, Gekkonidae. The record is from RefSeq and is a predicted model, not a curated record. The transcript is spliced from 11 exons.
AGUUAACUGAUGGCCUCUCCCCCACACACCUGGGCUGGACAAGCCUGUGACCUGUGCAAGGUGGGAGAGGUGGUGUCCAGCCCUGCAUGAGACAAAAUACACCAUGGCAGCAGCACCUAGCUAGCCCAGUCCAGUGCAAAGCAACACGGGAGGCACCUGCGGAAGGUGAGACAGAUGCCAGCACCCCGGCCAGCCCUGAGCAAGGCAAGGCAAAUAGCGGCACCCAAGGCAAGACAGAGGGUAGUGUCCAGAUCAGCCAAGCCCUGCACAAGACCUUGUCCUGUAGACGGGAACGGGGGAAGGAGCCCAGGCGUGGCAACACAUUCCCAGGCCCCUGCAGGACCGUCAUGGCUUAUGAUGACUCCAAGAAAAAAGAAGAUUGUUUAGAGAGUGACCAGGCUGAUGGUGUGGGUUUGGUAGCUGGGAGAACCCAGCGAGAGAAGAAACGUUCCUACAAGGAUCUUCUUCGGGAGGAGGAGGAGAUAGCUGCACAGGUUAGGAAGAAUUCAAAGAAGAAGCUGAAGGAGAGUGACCUCUUCUUACUAGGGACAGAGUCUCACAAGAAGAAGAGGAAGCGCUCCUCCAAUGAACACUAUUACAGAGAUCUUUCCCCUUUUGAUUUAUCCCUGCCUUUGGAGCCCUCUUCAAAGAAGAGGAAAAAAAUAGUGUCUAGUCCACCCUCUGCUGAUACUGCCAUGGAUUUACUUAAGGCCAUCACCUCGCCCUUGGCAACGGGCUCUAAGUCUUCUAAAAGGACAUCUGAAAAAUCAUCUCAUUCUUCACUCACUGCUUCUGGUUAUUCAGAGGGCAAGAGAGAGCAUCACAAAAAAAAGCCAAGUGGGAGCAGUAGUGAGCUGUCCUUGGAUGAUGGUUCCUUACACAAGUCCAAAAAGAUGAAGCCCCCUUAUGUGAACACUGAAACAUUGACCUUGCGUGAACCUGAUGGCUUAAAGAUGAAACUCAUCCUUUCACCAAAGGAGAAGGGGGGGAGCACAGUAGAAGAGCCCUUUCCACAAGCAGCACCACCAGCAACAAAAAAAUCCUCCAAAAAGUCAUCUCGGGACGAACAUGGAUUGUUCCUCCCAAGUCACGAUAUGCACAGCUUUAUGAAGUCAUCCAGAAAGAAGCACAAACCACUGCCAGAUCCACAUCCCCCUUCAGUCACUGAGACCUUUGGCCCAGACACUCCCCUUUUUCAAGAAGGACAGAGCAGUGAGUUUGAGCUUCUAGGACUGGAGCCACAGCUGGAAUCAGGUUCAUCCUCUGGAGGUGAGCUGGAGGCUGGUGAGUUGGUGAUUGAUGACUCAUACCGUGAGAUAAAGAAGAAGAAGAAAUCCAAGAAAAGUAAAAAGAAAAAAGACAAGGAGAAGGAGAAGGAGAAGCAUAAGGAAAAGAAGCACUCCAAAUCUAAGAAGAGUUCUGGGCUGUCUUCUUCCUUGGUGGUAGCUGAAGUAACAACACCACUACCAGUUGCUCCAACCAGUCCACAGUUUGCUAUUCCCAUUCCGCCGCCACCUCCCCCACCUCCUCCUCCUCCUCUGCCAUCACCUCCUGUUUUUCACACAGAUGGCCAGAGUGAGAAGAAGAAGAAGAGAGAAGAAAAAGAGAAGGCAGAGAAAUCAGAAAAAGAAAAGCCAAAGAAGAAGAAUAUGUCCGCCUACCAAGUAUUCUGUAAGGAAUAUCGAGUGAACAUUGUUGCUGAACAUCCAGGGAUAGAUUUUGGAGAGCUGAGCAAAAAGCUGGCAGAAGUUUGGAAACAGCUGCCAGAGAAGGACAAGCUGGUUUGGAAGCAGAAGGCUCAGUAUUUGCAACACAAGCAAAAUAAAGCUGAAGCUACAACAGUGAAGAGGAAAGCAACUUCAUCAGAGGGUGCCCCUAAGCUGAAAGCUUCUCUAACAGGCGUGCUUUCACCUCAUAAGAAGUCCCCAUCUAGCACUGUAGUAUUGCCUUCUUCACCUGUCAAAGUUCCUGAAACAGAUCCUAUUGAUGUCGCUGCACAUCUACAGUUGCUGGGAGAAUCACUAAGCCUCAUUGGCCACAGGCUGCAGGAGACUGAAGGGAUGGUGGCUGUAUCAGGAAGCCUGUCAGUGCUCCUGGAUUCAAUUAUCUGUGCCCUGGGCCCUUUAGCUUGCCUCACUUCACAGCUGCCUGAGCUCAACGGCUGCCCCAAACAUGUUUUGGCAAACACACUGGACAACAUUGCUUAUAUAAUGCCUGGACUCUGACAGGAAGAUAAUCCUGCAACAUGAAUCACUGGCGUAACUAGUGUUUGUCUCUCUGUAUGUGCAUAAUGCAUUAUACAGGCAUUCUUCAAGGGGUCCGACCUGUAAAGUUUUAAUGUUUCAGUCUAAUGCAUAAGACAGAAAUGCUAGCCAUUUCACUUUGUUUUAUGAACAGCUGCAAAGCUUAAUUUGAGAGAAUCUCUGUUUUCUCUUAUCUGAAUACUUACACACUGUCUAGAGUUAGGAAGUCUUUUGAUACAUCAGCUUUAAUUUGGAACAUAAAAACGAAAUGAGUUUUACUUGGAAACACCAAGCUAAACAAAUGUUACGGAUGAAACAUCACUCUUUUUAAAGAAAUGUUUUAGAUAUAAACUUUCUACUUUUCUGAGGGAAGUCAAUCGGAGGGAGAGGGGGGUUGUUUGAUAAAUUGGCAUGUAUUUUCUUAUCACUAGGGGAAGAAUGCUGUUUUUGCUUCCUUAUUAAACCUCCCAGAUAUUUAGGGAGGAGAAUAAUGAAUAAAAAGUUCUAAAAUUAUUUGGAGAAAGUAGGGGGCUCUUGAUGUAUGAGUAGCAGACCUUGGUGGAAACAUGCAUUGUUUCUUCCCAGAUUGUGUCUACUCUUCUGACUUCAAUAUUUAGAAAUGCUUAUCACCAGCAGUAAUUGGACAAUGUCCUCUUCAUGUGGUGCUGCUGUACAUGUUUUAGAGGUAGUGAUUAAGAUGAAAUGAAAGGGCUUAUUGUUGACAUUGAGCAAACAGAUCCUGUAUCCAUCAUACAGGGGAUUCAGUGUUCAGACUGACUGGUCCUCUUUGGAGUAGCACUUCAUUUGCACACAUAGUACUAAGUGUUGCAUUCCAAUCAUGUGUAUUUGCAUAUUCAUAUAUUGUAUGUAGUAGAUUAAUUUAUAUUGUAUAUUUCUGUAUAUAGCUGUAAUUUAAAAACAAAACCAUUCAUUCCACCAAUAGCGUACGGGAAACAUGAAUUUGCUGUUAUCACCUAAAUGCUCUACAGGAUCAGGCCUAGAAUGAGAAGAAAUAAUAGGAAUAGGAUUUUUUUGAUCAAUGAAAAUUAAGGUAUUAAGUACCUUAUAUUCUACCCUGAUCCCCUUUAUUACUUGUAAUGUAGUCAUCUGGUAAUGGCAAAAAGGUAAAUACUUUUGCUUCCAGGACUUAAUUUCAGUAUCUUCCUAGACAACUUGAACAGAACUGUUCCUCAAUGGUAGACCGCUAGAUUGACUGGAUUCAGUGAAACAUUUAAAUAAAACUAUAUCUGUACUGCGUGGUAGCAUUAAGAUAAAUGAAGAUCUUUUCAGUUUUUCUCCCUCAGUAAGCCCAGUGAGGACAAGGCUAGUUAUAAUAGGUGCUAUUCUAUAAAUUAACCUAUGUGCUGAUGGCAGAUGUCUUGGUUUUUACAGACCUUAUUCUGAUCUUGAUAUUUAUCUAGGCAGUCCAGCAGCAUUUCAGAGCGGAAAGGAAUCUUGGUGCGACUCCUUGAAGCUGGACAAUAGUCUCAAAAGCUUUCUUUCUAGAGACGCACAAUACCUGGUCUUAGGAUUUCACAUUUUAAUUAUGGAGAGCAAUGUUAAUUCUCUGUACAUAUAUAGAUCUCAGAUUAAAGAGAGGGUGAUCUACUUCAGUUCUGUUAUAUGCACUGUGGCAGACUUGAAGGUUUUAAACACAAAACACCUAUUCAUGUACUUUUAUUUAAAAUUUGUACAUAUUUGUAUAAUCUCUAUCCUGUGAUAUUUGUAACUGGAGAGCUUUAGACUGAGACUCUAACAGUUUUUUUUAAAUUUGUUGUUUCCUGCCAAUAAAAAUUGUAUUGUAUUGUAUAGACCUUUUGCUAAUGUAUAUAAACUUUGUAAGAACUUGAAA